Molecule: messenger RNA, 519 nt
Organism: Acanthosepion pharaonis
Lineage: Eukaryota; Metazoa; Mollusca; Cephalopoda; Sepiida; Sepiidae
Source: the annotation of a GenBank genome assembly
AUGCACUCAAAAUUAUUUCUGUGCCUUCAGAAUCAGUAUUACACAAAUGUGAGUCUUGGUAAAAAUAUUCCCUCUCCUUCUCCCAGGCCUCUCCUUCCCCACACUCCUCCAAAAUCUCUCUUUCUUUGCACUCCUGAGGUCCCUCCUUGGCCAUCUCUCCUACCCCCACUCUCUGCUCUCUCUCCCAGGUUUCUAUCCCACCCCCACUCUUUAUUCUCUUUCACUCUUACAUACACCCACUCUUUGCCUUUCUGCAUAAUCUCUGCUCACUCUCUCUCCCAUCUCACACUCACUGUUCUCCCAUUUUCUCUCUCUCUCUCUCACCCCAUUCUCUACUCUCUCUCUCUCACAUAUGCUGUCUGCACUCUCCCCUACCCCCACUCUUUGCCUUGCCACACAAUCUCUGCUCACUCUCUCUUCCAUCUCACACUCACUGCUCUCUCUCUCAUACCCCUCUCUCUGCUCUCCCUCCCACCUCACACUCCCACACUUACUUGCGACAUCUUCAAAGUGGCAUGA